ACAGCUUACAUUUAGUGACACUUUUUCUUUUAAACUAUAUUUUACUAAACUAAAAAAGAGAGAAGAAAAAAAGCAUGGCCAUCAACGAAGAUCACAAUUGGAAGUUUGCACAAUGUUUCGGAGACAAGGGGGAUUCGGACGAUGUCACUGAAGCCGACAUUAUUUCAACAGUAGAGUUUGAUCAGACCGGUGAUUACCUCGCAACAGGUGACAAAGGGGGUCGUGUGGUGCUAUUCGAGCGUAACGAUACUAAAAAAGGCGUCGAGUAUCGGUUUCAUACGGAAUUUCAGUCGCAUGAAGCAGAGUUUGAUUACCUAAAGAGCUUGGAAAUCGAAGAAAAGAUCAACAAGAUCAAAUGGUGCAAACGCCAAAAUUCAGCCCAUUUCUUAUUAUCCGCAAAUGACAAAACGAUCAAAUUGUGGAAAGUUUUUGAAAAAUCAUUAAAAGUGGUAGCCGAGAAUAAUCUGGGUGAUGGUCCGAUCGCACCGACUGCAGGACUCCGUGUACCCAAACUGGCGCAUCAUGACACGAUUAUUGCAGCUGUACCGAGACGCGUUUAUGCUAAUGCACACACAUACCACAUCAAUUCCAUAUCCAUCAAUUCGGAUAGCGAGACAUACAUAUCUGCAGACGAUCUACGAGUCAACCUUUGGAACUUGGAUAUAUCUGAUCAAAGUUUCAACAUCGUUGAUAUCAAGCCAGCAAAUAUGGAAGAGCUGACUGAAGUCAUUACGGCCGCCGAAUUCCAUCCACAACAAUGUAAUAUGUUCAUGUACAGCUCAAGCAAGGGUACCAUCAAACUAUGUGAUAUGCGAGAAGCGGCACUCUGCGACCAAUAUGCAAAAGGCUUAGAAGCACCAGAGGACCCAGCGAAUCGAUCAUUUUUCUCGGAGAUCAUCCAAUCCGUAUCGGAUAUCAAGUUCAGUCAUGAUGGACGAUACAUUUUAUCGCGCGACUAUCUCACAUUAAAAAUCUGGGAUAUCAACAUGGACAGCCAACCUGUGCAGACAAUCGACAUCCACGACGAAUUGCGCUCGAAAUUAUGCGAUCUCUACGAAAACGACUGUAUCUUUGACAAGUUUGAAUGUGCGUUCAGCGGUGAUGAUAGCCACGUGAUGACCGGGUCCUAUAGCAACACAUUCCACUUGUACGAUCGGGAAGGCAAGUCCGACAUUGCGCUUCAGGCAGAUAAAUCAGCGUUCAAGGCGAAACGACUUGGGUCAGCAAAGAACAAGAUGGCUCUGUCGCGAGGACCUGGAAAGACAAACAGCAUGAUGUUGGGUGGUGAAGGUAUUGAUUUUAACCGAAAGAUCCUUCAUGCAUCCUGGCAUCCCCACGAAAAUACCAUUGCUGUUGCGGCGACCAACAACCUAUUCAUCUUUACGGAUAAGCAACAGUAAAUUAUACGAGAUAUCUUUGGUGUGUAUGAAAUUUUAUUGUUAGUUUACUUGGGGAAAUUGUAGAUAGUUACACCUUCAACGCCCUCCACAGGGAAUCCAAAGAUUUGUCCAUAAAACCAC
Molecule: messenger RNA, 1520 nt
Organism: Zychaea mexicana
Lineage: Eukaryota; Fungi; Mucoromycota; Mucoromycetes; Mucorales; Lichtheimiaceae
Product: protein phosphatase PP2A regulatory subunit B
Exons: 8
Coding region: 75-1400 (441 amino acids)
Biological process (GO): peptidyl-serine dephosphorylation
Cellular component (GO): cytosol; protein phosphatase type 2A complex
Molecular function (GO): protein phosphatase regulator activity; protein binding
Source: RefSeq, a predicted model, not a curated record